Hydractinia symbiolongicarpus is the source of this 1470-nucleotide messenger RNA. RefSeq names its product CDK5 and ABL1 enzyme substrate 1-like. Lineage: Eukaryota; Metazoa; Cnidaria; Hydrozoa; Anthoathecata; Hydractiniidae. The coding region runs from base 16 to 1386 and encodes 456 amino acids. Gene Ontology annotation, biological process: regulation of cell cycle. The transcript has 12 exons. The record is from RefSeq and is a predicted model, not a curated record.
GGCAGACCCUUUUCAAUGCCCGGUCCUCUUCCUGGUUUUUGGGAAAGGGGGAAAGCUAAAAGCCGUGAAGGAGGGAGAUGGCGUGAUAUCGAAUUCCGGCAUGGUAUGGCAAGCGUUCGAGAGGAGGCAAGGAGAAAGUACAAAACUAAACGGCUGCAAGAAGCAUUUAUAUUUCUUAAUUCGAUUACAUUUGAUGGUAGCAUAGACUUAAGUAACCUAGAACAAAGUGAUGAUCAACAGUCGGUUGAGCAACCACCAAUUUGCCACAAUGCAGGAAAUAUUGCCAAUGAUGCUUCUUUGGCAUUGCUCAUAUCAAAUGCAUCACUCGAAGGAAAAAAGCCUCACUUAUUACAGUCAGUUUCUGUAACUGGCUCAAAAAAUGUUGAAGAAGAAUUGCGUCACCAAAAAAUUGCACUUGAUCCACAUUGUUUCGAUACUGGACAGUAUGACGGAUAUAAUAAAAUCACUCGAUCAAGAUCCACUAUGGAAGCAACAAAAGAUCUAUUUAAUAAAGUAAAACGUUUAGCUAACCCCAGCAGUUAUAACAGCAGCCAUCAGCAACUCUAUGACAAAAGAAUUUUAUUUGUCAGUCAACAUCAGGUGCCUUAUCAGUUGUUUUCUAUCAUAUCUUACAAAAAUAUGAAUUCUGUUUUUAAUAAUGAAAAGCGACAUUCUGCUCUCCAUACAAAUACUAAUACCUCUGGGAAUUUCAUUGAAGAUAUUGAUAUGGGUGAUGGGAAAAGGGAAGUUUCGUACAAUCAUUUACUUUUUCCAGAAAGUUGGAAACACAAUUGCAAAGAAGAGGAAGGAGAACAAGGAGCUGUUUCACAAGAUUACCAUGUUAUGGAAUAUGACCCACUUGCAGUGGAUGAUCCACAACUGACAUCAGGAAAACAUCGCAAAGUUUUAAAUUUACCAUCAUUUACUGUCUCUAUUAUCCAGUAUGCAAAACCAUCAGAAGUUAAGAAAGACAUCAAUGAAAGGUUUAAAGAAAAAUUUCCACAUGUGACAAUCACUUUAUCAAAGCUUCGAAGUUUAAAAGACGAGCUGUUAGCAAUAAGUCUUAAGAUGUCACUGGAUGCUGCUGUUGUAACAUUUGCAUUUGUUUAUUUUGAAAAAGUUAUUCUAAAGACUCGCAUCACUAAACAUAAUCGAAAGUACAUUGCUGGUGCUUGUUUACUUUUAUCAAUCAAAUUCAUGGAUGACAUCAAAAGCAGAAAUAUAAAAACGUGUAUUGAGGAAAUUUGUGACCAAUUUCGGUUAUGUGGUAAAGACCUUUUAUCUUGUGAACUGCAAGUUUUGGUUUUAUUGGAGUUUGCGUUGUUGACACCAGAACAUGAAGCUCUUCCAAUGCUUAAAAGAUUGGAGACAUCUUUUUCAUAUUAAGGAGUAUAAGUUUCACUAGUGCUCACUUAUAUUAUUUUAAGAAUAUUGUAAAUAAUUUAUUUAUGAAAGAAUUGUGUAUACAAA